UCGUCUUCUCCAUCGUCCGUUACCAGCAGUGCUCUCUCUCUCUCUCUCCCCUCUUUCUCUCUCUAAAAGCUCGCAGGGCUUCUUCGACAUUCGAAGUGAAUCUCUUCCUUCUCCGUCUCCGUCUCCGUCUCCGAGAAACGUCGAAUCGCGCGGCGGACGGGGGAAGGGCGUGGAGGUCGCGCGCCGAGGAGGACGCUCUUCGUGUAUUUCUUUUCUCGGAAGGCAAGGAAUCUCGGUCAUAGCCCAAGCAAGAUGGCCCUAGAGCACUCUUUUGCAGAUUCCGUGGCAUCGCAAAACCUUAGUGGAUUGCACAAGCCAUCUUUAGAGAACUGGAAGUCCCUCGCGGCGGCCGCUGCCGACUCGGAUGACAACCAUUCCGGUGGCUUCGAGUGCAAUAUCUGCCUUGAGAUGGUGCAGGAUCCGGUGGUGACCCUGUGCGGUCAUCUCUACUGUUGGCCUUGCAUCUACAAGUGGCUUCAGGUUCAGAGUACUGAUAUGGAGAACGAAGAGCCGCAGCCGCAGCAGUGUCCGGUCUGUAAAGCAGAGGUUUCGCAGGCCACUCUGGUGCCGCUCUACGGCCGCGGUGGAUCUACCAAGUCAGCAAAAAGCAAGGCCCGGCAGCUCGGCAUAGUCAUACCGAAGAGACCGUUUGGUCCUGCCUGUGGCGUCGAUAGCCCGAGAUCUCUCGGCGCUUUUUCCAGUCCCCGUUCGGUUCAGCGAGUUCACAAUCAAGUGUACGCACCGCAAUCGCCGUCGUACCAGUCCCACCUGGGAGGCUACGCCGCCUCGCCUAUGGUUAAUCUAGGCGGCACAUCGACGAACACGGUGGACCCGAUGAUUGGGAUGCUUGGCGAGAUGGUAUUCGCGAGGGUGUUUGGGAACUCGAUGACGAACAUGUACACGUACCCGAACUCGUAUCAUCUCGCCGGGAGCAGCAGCCCCAGGGUGAGGAGGCAUGUGAUGCAGGCCGACAAGUCCUUGAGCAGAAUAUGUUUCUUCCUCUUUUGUUGUAUAGUUUUGUGCCUGCUUCUGUUUUGAGUGUGGAGAACAUUUGGGGACACAAUCUCCUUUGUUAUACAUGUAAAAAGUACGAGGAUUUCAAAGGAGAAGUCUGGGGCAGCGGUGUGGAUUAGAGAAUUUAGAGCUGUAUUUCCCCUGCUGCAAUAUAAUUUACACGGAAUUUUAACGUUCAGGGUGAA
This is a messenger RNA of Eucalyptus grandis, 1199 nucleotides long. RefSeq names its product E3 ubiquitin-protein ligase RMA1H1. Gene Ontology annotation, molecular function: ubiquitin protein ligase activity; metal ion binding; ubiquitin-like protein conjugating enzyme binding. The transcript has 2 exons. NCBI's taxonomy places the organism in Eukaryota, Viridiplantae, Streptophyta, Magnoliopsida, Myrtales, Myrtaceae. Gene Ontology annotation, cellular component: endoplasmic reticulum. Gene Ontology annotation, biological process: ubiquitin-dependent protein catabolic process. Bases 253 to 1038 code for a protein of 261 amino acids. The record is from RefSeq and is a predicted model, not a curated record.